Molecule: messenger RNA, 1068 nt
Organism: Aspergillus nidulans FGSC A4
Lineage: Eukaryota; Fungi; Ascomycota; Eurotiomycetes; Eurotiales; Aspergillaceae
Product: proteasome core particle subunit alpha 7
Exons: 5
Coding region: 116-1012 (298 amino acids)
Biological process (GO): proteasomal ubiquitin-independent protein catabolic process; protein catabolic process; ubiquitin-dependent protein catabolic process
Cellular component (GO): proteasome core complex, alpha-subunit complex; proteasome storage granule; nucleus
Molecular function (GO): mRNA binding
Source: RefSeq, a predicted model, not a curated record
CAUCAACCUUUUUGACUUCCUCUGAAACCACUGACACUAUUAUCUCCUUAUACCCUUAACCCGUUACUCAACCUGCCACCGUUACUCCCCUAUUUGUACUUCAGUCAAUUCGGCCAUGACGUCCAUCGGCACCGGCUACGAUCUAUCCAACUCAGUGUUCUCUCCAGAUGGUCGGAACUUUCAGGUUGAAUAUGCUGUGAAGGCUGUCGAGAACGGUGGAACGUCCAUAGGCAUCAGGUGUAAGGACGGGGUUGUUCUUGCAGUCGAGAAGAUCAUCACCAGCAAACUCCUGAAGCCCGGUGCGAACAAGCGAAUAUCUACUGUCGAUCGUCACGUUGGCAUUGUCUCAUCGGGAUUGGCUCCCGAUGGUCGUCAUUUUGUUUCCCGUGCUCGCGAUGAAGCGUCCUCAUGGCGUGGGAUUUACAAAAGUCCUAUUCCCGUUUCGGCUCUAGCGAACCGUCUUGGGGGCUACGUGCAAGCAUACACCUUGUACUCAAGCGUUCGACCAUUUGGUGUUACUUCAAUUGUUGGGGGCUGGGACUCUGAGGCUGAGCUUGCAGUCGAUGGUCAAGUGGGAAGUGGACCGCAGUCAGGUUCUGGCGGGAAAGUCGAAGGCGCGAAAUCGGGAGGACCAGGUUUAUAUAUGAUCGAACCAAGCGGUCUGUAUUGGGGGUACUAUGGGGCUGCAACCGGUAAAGGAAGGCAGGCGGCCAAAGCCGAACUUGAAAAGCUAGACCUGGCUUCGGAGAAACUCAGCCUGCAAGAUGCUGUAAAGGAGGCGGCUAGGAUUAUCUACGUUGCUCAUGAAGAUAACAAGGACAAGGAAUUUGAGCUUGAAAUGAGCUGGAUUAGCUCACUGAAUGGUCCAACAAAAGGCAGACACGAAGAGGUGCCGAAAGAACUACUCGAGGAGGCAGAACGAGCGGCUAAGCGGGCCCUUGAAGGAGACGACGAGGAAGAAGAAGAUGGUUCGAAAGCAACCGGCAAUGAGGGCGAGAGGAUGGAAGAGUGAGCCAACAGUUUCGGGCAAGGAUUCAAAGAAUCAAAUAAAGUCAAGAAGUUAUUUUC